UAGCAAAUCCGCCGCUACACGCUGUCUCAUACUGGCUUUUUAAUAUCGACAGGGAGUUAGGAGUGCUUAAUGAAUGACUGUAUUUAGGUCUGGAUGGAACAACCUGACUAUAUACCAACAGCACUUCUGACGUGAUCCCUUACCACAGACAGUGGGCUAGCUGUUAUAACGAGAACAAACUGCGGCUAUUGACAUAACGUGUCACCGUUUUCGAUCGCGGUGGUAUAUCACCUUAGUCAUCUCGGCACUACAACAUUGCCACUCGUGCGUCUCGAUCGUGUGCCUCUUGACUUUAAACAACAGCUCUGCGUCAAAACAACCAUUUUUUUUUUAACUCAGGCUAUUCGUUAAAAAUGGGGACUACUGCUGUCGACGCAUUGCUCACAACUGGAACGGAGGUUAGUAGCGUACAAACUGGGUUCGUACCAUCUGGAUGGCGAAAUGACAGUAUCUCGUUAUUGAAUAGCACUGUGAGCUCCACCAAUAGGUCUAUGGACACUGGACAUUACGAAGAUGACAGUUACGACGACUAUCAUACCAAUGCAAGUACGUGGACCAAUUUCUCGACGGUGCACUCCACAUUAAUGCCGCCCAAACCACACCAACCCCCUCCGUAUCUCGUUCUCAAGAUCAUCCUGUGCACCGUCUUUCUCCUGGCGACGUUCUUCGGCAACGCUUUGGUCAUGUACGCCUACUUCACCACAAAGAAGCUUCGGACCUACACCAAUCAUUACAUCGUGGGAUUGGCCUUCGCUGACUUGGUCAGCGGCGGCAUCAUACCCGGUCUUGAAAACGUCAUCUGGUUUUUGGACACUUGGCCGUUCAGUGAGGGUCUGUGCUCCGCCAUGCAGUACUUAAUCCAUGUGUUCCUCCAGGCCACCUUCAUGAUGACCCUCGUCAUCUGCUUCGACAGAUUCCGUGCUUUGAACAUGCCGCUCAAACACCUAAAAAAAAAGACGCUCAAGCACGCGUGUUUCAUGAUAUCCCUGGCUUACAUCAUACCCCUCAUUAUAUGGACACCUCUGAUCCUCAUCUUUCCGUAUUCUGGACUCACCACGCGGAUACAACCACCCUUGUGCCACGGAUCCUACGGUCUGCAUCCUCCCUUGCUCAUCCUGGCCAUGCUCUGCCUGUCCUGGGCCCCAAUGGGAGCCACCAUUAUCCUCUAUGUAUUUGUCUACAGCGCCGUCAUCCGCAAGGGUAUCAACAAGAAGCGACACAUCGGCGAGGAGGCCAGCUCCGACUUUAAAUCCGAGCAGCAGGUUUCCCAGAGAGCUUGUAAGCCCGCAGAUCGUGAACCUCGUGAGAGAAGCUAUCGCCUAGCUGACGGCCCGGCUCCUAAAGCUGAUUCAACAGACCCAACAGACGCAGAACUACCACCUAAGGACAAAGUCUACAGCAUAUCUGGGGGAGUCUCCAUGGGUCUGACAAACCUUGCCUACGAGCAAAACGAGGAUGAGGCUGAUGAUGACAACGGCAACACCAGAACCAACCUUGAAGCACCGAAGGAGAAAGUAACCACAGCCUCUGUCAAUCCACACAAACGACCUGGCUUCUCUGCGCGAUCAAGGCGCUCUAAACGCGAGAAUCGCUUGGCUAGUCUUCGGGCCACUCGCACCCUUACGUACAUCUUGGUGACUACCGUUGUCACGGCUGCACCCUGGUCAGUUUUUGCCUUCUGGGGAGCCGUCAGUCCCUACAACUUUCCUAUUACGGAUAAUCAGUUCAAGUUCUUAGGGUGGCUGGCACACCUGAGUAGUACCGUGAAUCCGUUCUGCUAUGCCGUCUGCAACCCGCCCUUCAAGGAGGCUUUCUUGCGUAUUCUUCGCUGCUGGAAGCGCUCUGUACCUCGGAGUUCAACCAUGAAGUCUCAAGGCUCACAGAAUGGUAGAUAGGAUGCAGCAUUACUAAUGUGUAUCUUAAUACAUACUAAUAAUUGACCAUUUUAUAUUACUUACUUGGUACUUGGUUGGUUUCCUCCUGAAACGCCCUCUAGGGAUCUUGACUAGGAGGUCAUAUUGAUGCAUUCAGAACAGGAAAGAAGUAAGAAAGGGACAUAUUUUACAUGGAAAGACACAUCAGCAUCAGUGAAUCGCGCCUGAUAUGAAAGAAUAGAUGUGAAAGCUAUGUAACUUAGUGAUUUAUUUCCUCCCCCCCCCCAAUCGAACCCAAGGCCAUGCAUAAAUUUCAACUUCUUUAUGUUUUAUGGCCCGGGGAGGAGGUUAUUUCAAAAGAGUAAAAUUGGAAAAACAAGGCACGUUUAUAUGAAUAGAGACUACACAGGGUGCAGAAAAUAAAUGCUAGCUAUCAGAUCAGUCUUGUAUAUAAAACACGAUGUCUUUUUCAAUGCCGAAACUCAUAGUCUUGUUUCUGAUAUAUUUGAAUAAUUAACAUACCUGUGGCAUACCGACAGAAAUGGCUACAUGGCCUGAUUAAUUAUUCUCGAAGCAAGUCUAUGAGCAGUGGUGUUAAAAUGCACGUCUAUAUAGCACGUCGUUAUUGCCUUGUAUACAACAGAAGUUCACUGAAAUGUGUAUUCAUCUAUUGGCACACCAUAAUUCUUCUAGUAAAGCACUCGCAAUUACAAAAUGACAGUUACCAUGACAAUAUUCAAUCAAACGGGUGAACGAGGUUCAUUUUCACGUACUUAUAUUACAUGUCCCACUUUUGGCGUGAAAUUCAAGAAUCGCAAACUGUUUGCAUAAUUCUUCGAGAUAGCACAUUGCGAAUGCAUGCUUAUAUACAAAUGGAACGUACCGCAGACUUAGACUCACUAGCUAUAAUUGUAAACACCACUGUUAUACCACCGAUAUAUCGUUCAAGUAUUGCGAUUAAGUCUGUGAAAACCAGUUUUAAAAAGCAUUAGGAGACCGAUACAGAGUGCCCAAAAAGUGCAACAUUCAGAAAACAAAUAAUUAAAACUGUUUAUUGUGUUUU
Molecule: messenger RNA, 2937 nt
Organism: Patiria miniata (bat star)
Lineage: Eukaryota; Metazoa; Echinodermata; Asteroidea; Valvatida; Asterinidae
Product: muscarinic acetylcholine receptor M5-like
Exons: 2
Coding region: 354-1895 (513 amino acids)
Biological process (GO): adenylate cyclase-activating adrenergic receptor signaling pathway
Cellular component (GO): membrane
Molecular function (GO): dopamine neurotransmitter receptor activity, coupled via Gi/Go; G protein-coupled receptor activity
Source: RefSeq, a predicted model, not a curated record